This is a messenger RNA of Alnus glutinosa, 1375 nucleotides long. RefSeq names its product monooxygenase 2-like. NCBI's taxonomy places the organism in Eukaryota, Viridiplantae, Streptophyta, Magnoliopsida, Fagales, Betulaceae. The record is from RefSeq and is a predicted model, not a curated record. The transcript has 6 exons. Bases 58 to 1251 code for a protein of 397 amino acids. Gene Ontology annotation, molecular function: FAD binding.
UCAUACUCUUAUUGAAAAAUGCUACUUUGAAAGAAGAAAAAAAAACAGAGCAAAAAUAUGAUGGAAGCAGUGCAUGAAGACAUCGUGAUUGUGGGAGCUGGAAUUGCUGGCCUUACAACAUCCUUGGGACUUCACAGGCUGGGCAUUCGAAGCUUAGUACUGGAAUCCUCGGAUAGUUUGAGGAUCACAGGAUUUGCCUUCACGACAUGGACAAAUGCUUGGAAGGCCUUGGAUGCUGUUGGACUUGGCGACUCCCUCCGAGCAAAUCAUCAACGGCUUUAUGGUAGUGCGGCUACCUCUACAAUUUCAUCUGGAGCCAAAGGCCACGAAGUUCGUUGUCUUCAAAGGAAGUUGUUGUUGGAAGCCCUUUCAAACGAACUCCCAAGUGGCACCAUUAGGUUCUCUUCCAAGGUGGUUUCUGUAGAGGAAUCAGGCUUCUAUAAGCUUGUGCAUCUUGCAGAUGGAACCAUUCUCAAAACCAAGGUGUUGAUUGGGUGUGAUGGAGUGAACUCAGUGGUGGCAAAGUGGCUGGGCUUCAAGAAUCCGACUUUUACAGGGAGAUGUGCCAUCAGGGGCUGUGUGGAUUUCAAGCGAAGUCACGGGUUUGCUCCGAAGUUCAGGAUGUUUGUUGGGAAAGGUUUUCAAUCUGGUUUUAUUCCUUGCAAUGAUCAAACCGUCUUUUGGUUUUUCACUUGGACUCCCUCAGGCCAAGAGAAAGAGAUAGAAGAUAAUCCAACUGAAAUGAAGCGACUUGUGUUAAGCAAGCUAGAAAACGCACCUGAUGAAAUAAGGGGUAUUAUUGAAAACACUGAUCUGGAUGGAAUUAUGUUAUCCCCAUUAAGGUACAGACAUCCAUGGGAGCUUCUUUGGGGAAAUAUAAGCAAAAACAAUGUUUGUGUGGCCGGUGAUGCACUCCAUCCCAUGACCCCAGACAUCGCCCAAGGUGGUUGUGCUGCCCUGGAAGACGGUGUUGUCUUGGCAAGGUGUCUUGCUGAGGCGUUAUUGAAAGAACCAGGUGGGGAGAAAGGUGAAAGAGAGGAAUGUAAGUGGAUUGAAAUGGGGUUGAACAAGUAUGCCAAGGAGAGGAGGUGGAGAAGCAUUGCGCUCAUUAGUAUAGCUUAUAUGGUUGGCUUCAUCCAGCAGGGUGAUGGAAAAGUGAUGCACUUCUUAAGGGAUAAAGUUUCUGCAUACUUACCUGGGUUGCGGUUCAAGAUGGCUGAUUUUGAUUGCGGGAAGCUUAGCAUUUCGUAGAGAUAAAAGCAAUUUUUGUUUAUAAUAAUGGGUGUGAUGGAUUGUUGCCCAUAUGUUUUAAAGCAAUGUAAUUGAAGUGUAGAAGACAUGCAUGCAUUCACCUGGUAAAGAUUUUAAUUGGAGA